Pimephales promelas (fathead minnow) is the source of this 1945-nucleotide messenger RNA. Its product is annotated as calcium homeostasis modulator protein 5. Gene Ontology annotation, molecular function: monoatomic cation channel activity. Gene Ontology annotation, cellular component: plasma membrane. The record is from RefSeq and is a predicted model, not a curated record. NCBI's taxonomy places the organism in Eukaryota, Metazoa, Chordata, Actinopteri, Cypriniformes, Leuciscidae.
CCAGAAAAAGAGAAGAUAGAGGAGCCAGAAAAGGGAGUGUCAUAUAGCAGAAUCGAUCUCUUUCGGUUUACUCAGCUCAUUUGGAGUGUUACCAGCUAUGUCUGUACCAGCUAUGGAUUCUUUUAAGACCAUCCUAAAGUUCCUCACGAAUCAGAAGAGCACUAUUGGCUACAGCUUCAUGGCUAUUUUGACAAUAGGUAGUGAAAGAAUCUUCUCCAUGGUGUCUUUCCAGUGUCCGUGCAACCGAGGACAGAAUUUUGCCUAUGGAUUAACUUUCCUGCUCGGCCCUGCAGUCGUCUUGCUGGCAAUUGGUCUCUUUGUUAGUACACGUCUUUGGCGGUUAUAUACUGGGUGUUGUCUCAACCCUAUCAAGCUUUGCCCCAGGGGGAACUUUGUGGGAUGCUUGUCAGUGUUUGUGAAAGUGCUACAUGGAGCUUGCAUUGCCCCUAUUAUGUGGCUUACUGUAGCGCUGUUAAAUGGAACUUUUUAUGAGUGUGCUGUCAGUGGUCUGGAUGAAAAUAUGGUGGUGAAUAUUUUCUGCCAAAACAAGACACCUACGUGCCGGGAAGAGCUGCCCCGAGUGCCCUGCAGCAAGUCCCAUUUGUCUCCAAAUGAAAAUAUGGAGCUGCUGUUGAUGCUGCGAGCCCAAUCACAGAUACUCGGAUGGUCCAUCAUUAUCAUAUCAGCAAUAGUAGCGCUGAUCGGGACUUGUUAUAAGAACUGUCGCUCUCAAGUAAGCUACAUUCAGUUAACUUUCCAUAAAAUCUACAUGGAGAAGGAAAGGGAAAAGUUUGAGACUUUUGCAGAAGCCUAUGCCACCAAACUAGCAGAGAGAAACCUCGAGGCUUUCUUUCAAAACAAGUGCCCUGAACCAUUUAACUUUCCAAAUCACAAGGCUUGGGAGGAGAUCUCUGCUGUAUACACCUUUAAAAAAAGCGAACAGUACUACAGCACACUGCAGAGAUACGUGGAGAGCAGAGAUGUAGACUUCAACCCUGAGAAGCGCCCUGUUCUAGAGGGAGAAGAUGGCAUAGAGAUGGCUUAAAAGCACAAAGCUGCAUGGACUGCAUGGUUUCUGAAUAGCCAAGAAUAUGACCUCGAAGACGAAAAACCACUGUGAAUCUGAGCAGGGUUAGAUUUUAGUUUGGUAGCUACAACCUGUAUUGAAAAUAAAGUAACUGGAAGUUUUGUUUUAUCCACUUAGGAGGUGGUCCUGGUGCAAGUCAGACUGCAAAUGUUGUUGUAGCAUUCAAUGAACAAACACAGGUCUCAGACACUAAAGAUUUGUACAGAUUUGAGUGUCUUCAAUAACAAGAUCCAAUUUGUAUAUUGUUUGAAUGUUGCAUUACAGGUUUUAAAAAUUCAAGGAAAGGAAAAAAACACACUUAUUCUCAGGUCAUUUGUCAUUUAGGCUCUAUGAAUCUCUCUUAUAUGCUCUUAUAAUGCAGUGUGUUCAAUGCACUUUAAUGCAUGACAACCUCUUGUAUAUGUAGUAAUGGUUUUUAAUUAUCCAUUCUAACAAUACUGUUUACAAUGUAUCUGAUCACAUUGUACUCAUGCCAUCCAACAAACUAUUGAACAUGUUAACAACCCUGCUUAUUUCCUCUGCAGGUUUUAAGUUUUGACAAACAGGAAAACCACAUUAUAGUCCACAACACACAUCUCUUCAGUCAUUUUGACCCAGAUAUCAGCUCUGAAUUGGGACCCUUUGAUCAAAACAAGUUUCUAUUAGCAUAGUUUUUCAAAAAGCAUAAACAGAACGAGCUACUAUAGGAUAUCAAAAUUAUUACACGUGGUAAAAUGCUGGUUUCCGGCAUGUUUGUGGUGUUUAUUUCCUAUUGUCAAAGAGACUCACAUUAUACUCAGGUUGUUGGACAGUGGACAGCAAAAAAAAAAAACAAUAUGUCAAAACAUAACAAUAAUAAUAAUAAUGAUAACAACAAUA